AGGCAAUAUCACUACAUUCUUACUACAUUCCCAUGCUCCCGGGUGCUCCCGCGAGCUUACCUAUCAUAUCCACCAUUCUCAUCUUCUCCGUGAGUUGCAAUAGUAAGAGCAAGCAGGAUUGAUCGGCAGACAAGUCAGAUUGAUACUUACAAAAUCGAUGCGGGGGAGGAGGAGCACUGGCUGGCUGAGUGAGAGGAUAGGAAAUCUAGCUCUCUUGGCUGCGAUUGUGCAUCAGUGUCCGAUGCCAGUUUCGCAAUCUGGUGUUGGAAAACUCGUCUUUGACGCUGCGCGCUGCUACACGCUACUGUGCCGCGCCCCGAUCGAAAGGAACCUUGCGUGGAAUAUUCGGGCUGGGUGCACCUCGAUCCACCAUCCAACGAGGAUGGUUUGUUGAAGAGAGAAAGAAGAGGGGAAGGAAGGCUUUGGGGCGGUUGGCCUGGUCACGCGAGCGCCUGCCCGCAGACGGA
This is a messenger RNA of Canariomyces notabilis, 467 nucleotides long. RefSeq lists its product as uncharacterized. The record is from RefSeq and is a predicted model, not a curated record. The coding region runs from base 158 to 394 and encodes 78 amino acids. Lineage: Eukaryota; Fungi; Ascomycota; Sordariomycetes; Sordariales; Chaetomiaceae. The transcript has a single exon.